Messenger RNA from Spinacia oleracea (spinach), 1374 nucleotides. RefSeq names its product cysteine protease RD19A. Bases 50 to 1174 code for a protein of 374 amino acids. The transcript is spliced from 4 exons. Gene Ontology annotation, molecular function: cysteine-type peptidase activity. Gene Ontology annotation, biological process: proteolysis. Lineage: Eukaryota; Viridiplantae; Streptophyta; Magnoliopsida; Caryophyllales; Amaranthaceae. The record is from RefSeq and is a predicted model, not a curated record.
AUAUUAAAACAACAAGCAACCCCCUUUUUCUCCACGAAACCUUUCUCCAAUGGCAUCCUCCCUCCUCACUUUCUCUCUCCUCUUCUUCAUCGCUCUCUCCUCCGCCGUCGCAACUGCCGACGAUGACAUCCUCAUCCGUCAAGUCGUCUCCGGAGAUACCUCAUCGGUUGACAACAACGACCUCCACCUGAACUCUGAGCACCACCACUUCUCUCUCUUCAAAUCAAAGUUUAACAAACGGUACUCCUCUCAGGAAGAACAUGAUCUCCGAUUCUCAAUCUUUAGGGCAAACCUUCGCCGUGCGAAACGCCAUCAGGCGAUCGAUCCCACCGCUGUUCACGGCGUUACGAAGUUUUCCGAUCUUACGCCGAAAGAGUUCCAAGAGCAGUACCUUGGAUUUAAAGGAGGUAAGAGGAAGCUGAGACUUCCCUCUGAUGCGAAUAAGGCACCUGCGUUGCCUACCGAUGGUCUUCCUGAGGAUUUUGAUUGGCGCGAACAUGGCGCUGUUACUGAUGUCAAAAAUCAGGGUUCAUGUGGAUCAUGCUGGUCUUUUAGUGCCACAGGAGCGUUAGAAGGUGCUAAUUAUCUUGCAACGGGAAAACUCGUUAGUCUAAGUGAGCAACAACUGGUGGAUUGUGACCACGAGUGUGAUCCUGAAGAACGCAACUCAUGUGACUCUGGCUGCAAUGGUGGGUUGAUGAAUAAUGCAUUUGAGUACGUCCUGAAGUCUGGUGGUAUUCAACGCGAGGAAGAUUAUCCUUACACCGGUACUGAUCGUGGUACCUGCAAAUUUGACAAAAGCAAGGUUGCUGCAACAGUGGCUAACUUCAGUGUGGUCCCUCUCGACGAAGACCAAAUUGCUGCGAAUUUGGUUAAGAAUGGUCCUCUAGCAGUGGGUAUUCAUGCAGGGGCCAUGCAGACAUACAUUCGUGGAGUUUCAUGUCCGUUGAUUUGCUUGAGGAGUUUGGACCAUGGAGUGUUGUUAGUUGGCUACGGGUCUGCUGGUUAUGCUCCUAUGAGGUUCAAGGAAAAGCCAUACUGGAUCAUUAAGAAUUCCUGGGGACCUAACUGGGGAGAUCACGGUUAUUACAAAAUCUGCCGAGGCCACAAUGUUUGUGGUGUAGACUCCAUGGUCUCGACUGUAGCUGCUGUGAACAUUCAGGCUACCCAGUAAAAUUUAAAAGACUAUGUUGGCAUUGUCCAUUUGAUUAUUGGAUGAUACCCAUUGUAAAUAUACGUAUGCUUUUCCAUAGAUACUUAUCUUGACGUUCAGUCCUCAGAGUAACAAUUGAGUGACUUCUUAUAAGUAACCAAACCGGAGGAAUCAUAUGUAACUAAGUACUGAUUUGGUUCUAUGCUACUUUAUCUUUAGCA